Molecule: messenger RNA, 1113 nt
Organism: Leptidea sinapis
Lineage: Eukaryota; Metazoa; Arthropoda; Insecta; Lepidoptera; Pieridae
Gene: Non3
Product: ribosome production factor 2 homolog
Exons: 5
Coding region: 147-1088 (313 amino acids)
Biological process (GO): ribosomal large subunit assembly; maturation of LSU-rRNA from tricistronic rRNA transcript (SSU-rRNA, 5.8S rRNA, LSU-rRNA)
Cellular component (GO): nucleolus
Molecular function (GO): rRNA binding
Source: RefSeq, a predicted model, not a curated record
AGUAGGUAAUCAUUUAGAUUUUUAGCACGUGUUGAAUUUGUAACUAGAAAAUAGAAAUACGAGUGAAAAAGUUAAAAUAUAACUAAGGCACUUGGCUCUGUAUAAGCUUAGAAUUAAUAUUUUUAUAAAGUAACUUUAGCACAAGUAUGGGUGUCAUUCAGAGAAUAAAGAAACCUACAACACGCAAAGGUAAAAAGGUUUUGCAGUCGAAAGAGCCUAAACCCAUUGAAGGACCAAAACAAUGUAUAUUCCUUCAAGCGCGCAACCCAUCAGAAAGAGCCAGAAAAGUAUUGAAAGAUAUCUAUAACUUAAAAAAACCAGACGCCGCGUAUCUUAGCCGUAAAAACGAUUUUGUCCCAUUUGAAGAUGCAACACUAAUUGAAAAAUUAUGUUAUAAAAAAGAAGCUGCACUGUUUGGUAUAAGUUCACAUUCAAAGAAAAGACCUCACAAUAUUGUUUUAGGCAGAACUUUUGAUUAUGGAGUACUGGAUAUGAUAGAAUUAGGGGCUGAUAACUUCAAAGCAAUGUCAGAGUUCCACAACAUGAAAGUCUUAGCUGGUGUCAAACCCUGCCUGCUUUUCAAUGGCCCUGCAUGGGAUCUGAAUCAGGAUUUGAAGAGAAUCAAAUCUUUGUUUGUUGACUUCUUUCACAGAGAAAAGAUUGAAAGCAUAAGACUACAAGGCUUGGAACAUGUUCUUAGCUUUACAGCUUCUGACGAUGGUAUAAUAUAUCUGAGGUCAUAUAGAAUACUAUUAAAGAAAAGUGGCCAACGAACCCCGAGGGUAGAGCUUGAAGAAAUUGGUCCAUCAAUUGAUUUUAAACUCAGGAGGACUCGAUUGGCAGCAGAUGAAUUAUUCAAGGAAGCUUGCAAAGUACCCAAGGAAUUGAAACCACUUACAAAGAAGAAUAUUUCAAGAGAUGCCUUCGGAAGCAAACUUGGUAGAGUACAUAUUGGUAAACAAGAUAUUAAGAGAUUACAGACAAGGAAGAUGAAGGGCUUGAAAAAGACAGCAGAAGAAAAGAAAGAAAUGUUAUUAAAGAGGAAAAAGGCAAGAAAGGAUGCAAAAAGCUUCCAAGCAACUGUAUAACAAUAAAUUAUAACUUUAAAUACAA